This is a messenger RNA of Passer montanus (Eurasian tree sparrow), 1343 nucleotides long. RefSeq names its product C1q and TNF related 5 (gene C1QTNF5). Bases 123 to 1073 code for a protein of 316 amino acids. NCBI's taxonomy places the organism in Eukaryota, Metazoa, Chordata, Aves, Passeriformes, Passeridae. The transcript has 3 exons. Gene Ontology annotation, molecular function: protein binding. The record is from RefSeq and is a predicted model, not a curated record.
CUCCCCUCCACCCCCUGCCCAGCCCUGUCCAGCUGAGGAGGUUCCCAGCCUGUGCCUCCUCUCCCUCGGCCGGGCUCUUUGCAGCCCUCUCCCUUCCCCCUGCUUACAGCACUUCCGACAUCAUGGGAUUAUUUUUCUUUUUCCCCUUGUCUUGUAGCUUUUGGCUCCCAAAGCCCUUGAUUUCCUUUGGAGUUUGGGAGGAGAGACGUGGGGAGGAGGAGGGGGGGGAGAGGCUGCCUCUCUUAGGGCCUUCGUCAGAGCCAAGUGGCCAGGAAGAGCCUCAGCCCUUGCACAGCGGCGAGCAGCGAGGCCCCCGACAGGAGCACGGGAUCACAGAGAAGAUGAAGCAGCUCUUCCUCCUCUUCCUCCUCGGGCUCGUCACCAGGUCCUUGCAGAUCGAAGACAACAAGAUCCCCGGGCUGUGCUCAGGGCAGCCGGGCAUCCCGGGCACCCCGGGCCUGCACGGGGGCCAGGGUUUGCCAGGCAGAGACGGGCGAGAUGGCCGGGAUGGAGCCGUGGGGAUGCCAGGGGAGAAGGGCGAGAUGGGCCCUCCUGGAGUGCCCGGGCCCCGCGGGGAGGCGGGCAGCCCCGGCGCGGACGGGCUGCCCGGCCACAAGGGCGCUCAGGGCGAGUGCGCCGUGGCUCCGCGCUCCGCCUUCAGCGCCAAGCGCUCCGAGUCGCGCAGCCCUCCCCUGGCCGACCAGCCCAUCCUCUUCGACGUGGUGCUCAUCAACGAGCAGGGCCACUACGACCCGGCCACGGGCAAGUUCACCUGCGAGGUGCCCGGCCUGUACUACUUCGCCGUGCACGCCACCGUGUACCGCACCAGCCUGCAGUUCGACAUCAUGAAGAACGGCGGCUCCAUCGCCUCCUUCUUCCAGUACUACGGCAACUGGCCCAAGCCCACCUCGCUCUCCGGGGGCACCCUGGUGCGCCUGGAGCCCGAGGAUGAGGUGUGGGUGCAGGUAGGGGUGGGCGACUACAUCGGCUUCUACGCCAGCGUCAAGACGGACAGCACCUUCACCGGCUUCCUCGUCUACUCCUACUGGCAAAACUCCGCCGUGUUCGCCUGAGCCAGCCCUGCGCUGCGGGUGGGGCCGGGCAGGUGCCCCUUCCCAGCCCCUUCCCAGCCCCCAGCGCGGUGGGAGCCGGGGCAGCGCGACCCCCGCCCUGCCCGGGGCACAGAAACCCUCCCUGUGCCAUCGCGGGGGGACGGAGCCCCCCUGGGGCAGAGCUCGCUGUUGUUUCGGGCACCCCCAGGGCAGGGCAAGCCGGGCUGAGUGGCCAGGAGCCCGUCCAGAGGGUCCUGCCCCAUCCCUCCCCUCAAUAAAGGGCUGCUCAGC